This is a messenger RNA of Salmo salar (Atlantic salmon), 3958 nucleotides long. NCBI's taxonomy places the organism in Eukaryota, Metazoa, Chordata, Actinopteri, Salmoniformes, Salmonidae. The record is from RefSeq and is a predicted model, not a curated record.
AUGCACCCCAAGGCUGCGAACAUUUCACUGCGCAAACCAUGGAACAAACGGCAUUUGUUUGGACUCUUCUCUGACAUUAAACCUAUAAAACUCGUACUAAUUUCCUCUUUACUCCAUUGGAUUUUCCACGUCGGAUGUAACAAACUUACUCAGACAUAAUGCUGAUAAACAGCUGCUCAUAGUUUAUCACUUUUAAUAAAAUGUAACUCUUCGUCCUGAGUGUUCGAAAUAGCGGCUCAGGCUAGGAACGGACAACCAACUCAUACUUCCUGUUCUGAUCUUAUUCAAAGGAGUCUAAAGCCGUCAAGAUGCUUGAGACACCUCCUGGAUAUCCAUUUGAAGAGAUAGAAUAUGAGGAUAUAGAAGUUGAAGAGGUUGUUGGCAGAGGAACAUUUGGAGUUGUCUUCAAGGCCAAAUGGAAAGGCAACGAUGUGGCCAUCAAGACCAUAGAGAGUGAAUCUGAGAGGAAAGCUUUUGUAGUAGAGCUCCGCCAGCUUUCCAGAGUAAAUCACCCAAAUAUUGUCAAGCUCUAUGGUUCAUGUCAUAAUCCAGUCUGUCUUGUUAUGGAAUACGCUGAAGGUGGCUCUUUAUACAAUGUGCUGCAUGGAGCUGAGCCCCUGCCCCAGUACAGUGCAUCCCAUGCUAUGAGCUGGUGUUUGCAGUGUGCUCAGGGGGUCUCCUAUCUCCAUGGCAUGAAACCCAAGGCCCUCAUUCACAGAGACCUCAAACCACCCAAUCUGCUACUUGUACAGGGGGGCACAGUGUUGAAGAUCUGUGACUUUGGGACAGCCUGUGACAUUCAGACACACAUGACCAACAACAAAGGAAGUGCAGCCUGGAUGGCACCAGAAGUGUUUGAAGGCAGUAACUACAGUGAAAAGUGUGAUGUGUUCAGCUGGGGUAUCAUCCUGUGGGAGGUGAUCACUCGCAGGAAGCCCUUUGACGAGAUCGGAGGAUCGGCCUUCUGCAUCAUGUGGGCCGUGCACAGAGGUACUCGCCCACCCCUGAUAAAGGACCUCCCGGAGCCCAUUGAGGGCCUGAUGACACACUGCUGGGACAAAGACCCUGCCCAGAGGCCCUCCAUGGAGGAGGUCAGAAACACCAUGGCAAACCUCAUGAAGUACUUCCCAGGGUCUGAUGAGCCUCUUCAGUACCCCCACCAGUGUCCAAGCAACAGCAGGAGUGGCUCCUCCUCAGCCACAAGCACAGGUUCCAAUGCAGACAACACUAUCAACAGCUACAGAUCCGAAAGUAACAUGGAGCAUGGAACAAACUGUCAAGAGAGAGAUGACACCCUGAAAAACGAAAGAUUUCCACUUCAGUUCAAACCAUCAAAGGGGGGAACAUUACGCCCCAGCCUGCCCCUGUCCAGAGGGCCUAGUAUGGAGAGCCUGCCUGAGCGUACCCAGAGCCCUGCCCCCACUGAGGUCAAAGGGCAAUGUGCUGGCCAGUCAGGGCCUGAGCUGAGAGCACCUAUCAGUCCCACAGAUAUUAAUGGUUUGGACAGCUCCAUCCCCAUGGCUUAUCUGACACUAGAUCACCAGCUGCAGCCCCUGGCCCCAUUCUCAAACUCCAAAGAGUCCAUGGCUGUGUUUGAGCAGCACUGCAGAAUGGCCCAGGAGUACCUGAAAGUGGAGACUGAAAUUGCCCUACUCACCCAGAGAAAGAAGGAGUUAAUCUCUGAGCUGGACCAGGAUGAAAGGGAGCAGCAAAAUACGUCCCGUCUGGUUCAGGAGCACAACAAACUGUUGGACGAGAACAAGAGCCUCUCCACCUACUUCCACAUUUGUAAGAACAAGCUGGAGCGGAUUCAGAGUCAGCAACAACAGAAGAGUUAGAAUGCCUCUUGAUGUGUGCUUGUUGCCCCAGAACUGUGUUCAGAUCAACAGCAGCCAAAUAGACUGUCAAGGGGCCAUUUUGUGAUGUCUCCUUUGUAGACCCUCAACUGUUUUGGGAUUUGCAGCCAAAUAUACCUGCCAUAUUUGUGAAGGCUGCUUCAUAUUGCUCAUCAACUGUUUUCAGAUGAGCAGCCCAAGAGACUGGCCAUUUAGUGAACUCUUUCCUGUUGCUCUUAAGCUGUUCCUGGAUCAGUGGCCAAAGCGGAAGGCCAUGUCAUUAUGAAUGCUUUGUAGAUCCUCAACGGAUCCACAGUCAGCAGCAGACUGCGCAAAGCAUGUCUCCCCUCAGAUUCUUGCUCCCCAAUGCGCUGUACAGUAACGACAUACUCCACCUGUCUCAAUCCAGAGCUGCGUUCAGUACAACAAUGUUGCGAAAUGUUGUGCAAGACCUAUUAAGAACAGCUAAGUUAAUUUACAUGCAUGUUUUCAUAAAGACGUCAUUCUAUUCUGCCUGAGGUACACUGGACUAGUUGAACAAGGAAAGUGUGGAGGCCCGGUAAAGUCAUCUCCUACUGUAGCUAUUGACAUCCAGAGGAAAAUGCAGUUGCCCAUAGAGACUGACCCCCUCCCACCAUUGUGCCUAAAGGCAACUUCUGCCCAUAGCUCGACAUCCAGGAAUGAUCAGAAAGGCUUUUGUAGAAAGUUAUUGAUGUUGUGAAGGGGGUGACUUACAGCAACACCUCAGAUGACUUGAGGUGUUUCCUGUCUUGUAGCAGAUGACUGUCACUAUACCCUCCCCAGGACUGUUCUAGAGGUGCUAGUGGUAAAAGAAGUGACUCAGCUUGUUUUCACCGUCUGACUCUGGCCUCUCUGUGACAGAUAGCUUGCUAUGGAGAUGACAAAUAGAUGACUAAGUUGUGUUUUUAAAUGUUUAUGCUCAUUCUUAUAUCUGUGUUCCCUUUUUACGGACACAGAGCAAACAAAACAUUAGGAACACCUUCCUAAUAUUGCAUUGCACACCCCUUUGCCCUCAGAACAGCCUCAGUUUGUCAGGGCAUGGACUCUACAAGGUGUCAAAGGUGUUCCACUGGGAUGCUGGCCCAUGUUGAUUCCAAUGUUGGCUGGAUGUCCUUUGGAUGGUGGACCAUUCUUGAUAUACACAGGAAACUGUUGAGUGUGAAAAACUCAGCAGCGUUGCAGUUCUUGACACACUCAAACCGGUGCCCCUGGCACAUACUACCAUAUCCUGUUCAAUGGCACUUAAAUAUUUUGUCUUGCCCAUUCAUCCUCUGAAUGGCACACAUACAUAAUCCAUGUCUCAAUUGUCUCUUAUGCUUAAAAAUCCUUCUUUAUCCUGUUUCCGCCCCUUCAUCUACAUUGAUUGAAGUGGAUUUAACAGGUGACAACAAUAAGGGAUCAUAGCUUUCACCUGGAUUCACCUGGUCAGUCUACGUCAAGGAAAGGGCAGGUGUUCCUAAUGUUUUGUACUCUCAAUGUAUAUGCAGUGGCUCCUUGAGAAGCAAUGACAAUAUUUAUAAAGGAUCUUUUGUUUUUAUUAAUUUUAUGUAGCCUAUAUUUUGAGAUCUUUCUCAAGUCUAUCUGCCUUAGAUGUUUUCGAUGUUUUCUCAUUCUAAAUUUAGAAUACCAUCACCACGUAGUCCACUCAGUAUUAGUGUUUAUAUUUUGUCUUUCACUUUUGUAUUCACUCCUAAAUGUGUAUGUGCUGGUUGUGGACUUGGAGUUUGGUCUUGUACUUCCACAAAUGUGUUAUACACUUGUUUGCUCGAUUUGCCCUCUGUGUGCAUGUGUGUUCACAAGUUGCCUUAGGUUGUAUCUCACUGUGUAUUGUAUUUUUCUAAAUAGCGUUUUGACUUGCAAAAUCGGAAAGGUUGUCAAUGCACUUUUGAAUGUAUAUCUUAAGAACUUCAAAAGUACUGAAAUAAAAAAGUGAAUGCACACAAGAAAAGGCUGCUUUUACAUUCUUGGUAUUAAGGCAUUCGUGAUUGAAUAUAAUAUAAUCUGUUGCCCUAACAUAUCUUUUUGAUUUCAUCUGCACUUUGUGUGUCACUUGACAGUUCUGAAACGCCUGUAUGCUUGAGUGCAUAAAACAUUUCCUGUUA